This is a messenger RNA of Lycium ferocissimum, 3645 nucleotides long. Its product is annotated as fanconi-associated nuclease 1 homolog. Gene Ontology annotation, molecular function: 5'-flap endonuclease activity; hydrolase activity, acting on acid anhydrides, in phosphorus-containing anhydrides; flap-structured DNA binding. Gene Ontology annotation, biological process: interstrand cross-link repair. NCBI's taxonomy places the organism in Eukaryota, Viridiplantae, Streptophyta, Magnoliopsida, Solanales, Solanaceae. The transcript has 15 exons. The record is from RefSeq and is a predicted model, not a curated record. Gene Ontology annotation, cellular component: nucleus. Bases 131 to 3121 code for a protein of 996 amino acids.
UCAGGUUCAAAAGUAAAAAAGAAAAUAUUGUAGUUUGGCGGGAGUGAAUAAUAGCAGAGUAUAAAUAUAUGGACAAUUGAGCAUUUCCUUGUAGUGUAAGCUUGGAUCCAAAUUAGGGUUUUAUUGUACGAUGCUCAAAGGUCGAGAAAGCUUAAUCAGAUUAAUCGGUCGCCGUCGCCGUCAUCGCCGUCACUCUCUUCUCACCUCUACUCAGGGACUUGAAAUUGCUCCUAAGGAAGAUAAGGAUGAGGUAAGCACUGUUAAUGGAAAUGGAAAUGAAGGUGAAGAAAUGGUUGAUUGUCCUGUAUGUCGAAAGAAGGUUCGAGGCGAGAUUAACUCUCAUUUAGAUAAGUGCCUUGCUAGAGGAACUAAACGAAAAUUGAGUCAGUGCACCCUUUUCCAGUUGAAAUUCUGCACACGACCUAAAGUAACAGUCUCAUCAGUCGAGUCAAACUUUACAAGGACCGACGUUGGUCCGAGAGCCGGUGAUGGUAAUAUCUGUGAUCUGGCUUCUGAAAUUAGCAGCUCAGAUGGUCCCGAAAAUAAUGUACAAGAUGAGUCCAAUUCAUCAUCAGUCUCACUUACUUUGACAACCAACAGAUCCAAAAUUUGUACAGGAGAGAGUAGUGUUUGUAAUGGGGUUAAUAGAAUGGAAAACUUAGAUGGUCUCGUCAAAUUCGAUGAUGAAUGCAAACUUCUGUCUGGUGCAAAGUCCACAAUUUCUAGGCUAGAGGAUUGUCCUCACCACCAAAUAAGUGAUGAUAGAAUUGACAACAUCACACACUCACCUUUGUCACCUUCUGAAAACGGGACGUCUAAAUGUGUGGAACCUUUGGAAGAUGAUGAUAACUCUAAGAUUUUGCUGGAUACUUUCAUUGUUGGCCGUAAGUUUGGUGAUGACAUAGAGUUAACUAUUGGAGCAAUGGUAAUGCUGUCAAGGGAUUCCCAGAAUGUCAAGGAUCCGAAUGCAAUCAAGGUUCUGACGGAAGAUACUGGUCAGAGUAAAGAGCUAGGUUUCAUUCCCAGGGAAUUGGCACAGUAUUUAUCUCCAUUGAUAGACAAGUUCCAGCUGAUGUUUGAGGGACAUAUAACUUCUAUUCCACAGCAUCCUCGUGCAGUUGUCCCAAUUCAGAUGUAUUCCUCUAGCAUUGGGUCUUUUGACGAAAAGGACUCCUCUAGUUUCCAAGAAUUCAAUUCCUUUCGAAGAAAUGCUCUAUGUGCUGCUGAAUUCUCCAAGACUCACCCUCCUAUCCCUGCAAAAUACCAGCAUAACCUUCUACUUUUACUAAAAGAGGUUUUGGAGAGCAAUGCACACCUUUUCACUGAAGGCGAGAAGACCUUAUUGAAAUCUUUUUUAUCACUCUCAGAUGAUAGUCAAAGGCUCUUUGCUCGGCUUUAUGCACGUAAAGGUCCAUGGUUUCGGAUGGCUAGCAUAUCAUAUGCCGAAAUAUGUGAUUAUGAAGAAGCUGUUAAGGGGCUUUCUGGUAGACACAUUGUAUUACAUUGUGAAGCAGAAUGUGUUUCUUUAUUCGAAUCAAUUGAUAAACUACAAAUUGAUGACUUAAAGGAGGUUUUGAAUGUUCUUAAUGUUGGUGAACUACGGGACCUUGUCUGUAGUCUUAACAAGUCACAUAAGAAGAUCGCCCAAAAUUCUGAUCAUGGUACAAGAAAGCAAGAUUAUGUUGCUCGGGUUCUUGGUGCAUAUGAAAGUGGUUUAUGCCCCAACCUUCCAAGUAUGAUUCUAGGGAAAACUGGAAGUUGUGUCCGGAUAUCUGCAUCAGCUGAAUCUGUCUUUUGGCGUGCCGAGAGGCUAUUUUUUCUGAAUGGAGAGCAAGACCUGUCGGCAUUUUUACUUGUCGACUUGGGCAUUGUGAAAUAUCCUGCUUACAACUGCAUAUUCACGGACCAAAUUUUUCCAGACAGAAGUGACCUAUUGUCUUAUGAGGAGGCCAUUGAGGUUGCACAAGGUAUGGAUGAGUCUCUUGACGAGAACAACAAUGAGUUGGUAUCAAGAUGCAUUGAGAUUUCUGCCUCUCACGUAUCUAGCUUUGUGGAGGAAGAUAGAUCAUCAGAUUCUGGGUCGAUGGCUGCAUUUCUAUCUUGCUUUUCAGCCAGUUGGGUCUAUUCUAAGGUGAUCCUGUUGGGUGUUUCUUUCCUGGAGCAUGAACGGAGGUAUAAAGAUGCAAUCGAUUUGCUUAAGCUGCUGCUAGUUAAAUUUAAAUCUGAUCGAAGAAGGGGAUAUUGGACUCUGAGGCUCUCAGUUGAUUUGGAGCAUGUUGGGUGGCUUGAUGAGAGUCUUGAAGUAGCUGAAAAGGGGUUGCUAGAUCCUUGGGUUCGUGCUGGCUCUAUAGUGGCUCUACAGAGGCGGGUUCUGCGGUUGGGGAAGCCCCCUAGACGUUGGAAAACUCCCAGUUUUUUGGAUUCCGUCAAUAGGAAGAUAGUGGAGGUUCAUGUUCAGGGCAGACCGGUCAACUGCAAAACAGGGGUGAAGAAUGUCUUUUAUGGUGAGGAUGGUGAACGUUGUGGAGUAGAAGAGCUUGCUCUAGAGUAUUAUGCUGGAGAAGGAGGAUGCUGGCAGGGGGUUCACACUGAGAGUGGGAUUUGGUUGACUAUUUUCGGGCUCCUAAUGUGGGACGUUGUAUUUGCGGAUGUACCAAAUGUCUUCCGCACCAAAUUUCAGACUGCACCUUUGGAUCUGGAAACUGAUAGCUUUUAUGAAGUCAGAAGGGGUCUUGUAGAAGCUCUUCUAGAUAAGAUUGAGCAUGGCAUGGCGGAAGAGUUACUUAUCAUGUCAUGGGAAUCACACGUGGGAACAGCCUGUAGGGGAGUCAACUGGGACAAGCAUUCCCUUUCUGAGCUCCGAGCAGCUGUUACAUGCAUCGGGGGUCCUUGUCUUGCGUCAAUCUGUCGGAAUUUGGCUCAAGAUUACAGGAGCUGGUCAAGUGGAAUGCCUGACUUAUUGCUGUGGCGCUUCCAUGACGACUACAGAGGUGAAGCAAAGCUCGUUGAAGUGAAAGGUCCCAGAGACAGACUUUCGGAACAACAACGUGCAUGGCUACUCUUUUUAAUGGACUGUGGCUUCAACGUUGAGGUAUGCAAAGUGAGUCAUGCCCCAAUAUAGUGGUAGAAAUUUGCAUGGCAAGCCAUCCCAUAAGAAGAUAUGGGUUGGUUAAGAGUUACCAACAAUUUACGACACUCCAAGUAGAGAUGAUAUGAGUUAUACCUAGAUUGAGUCACAAUUUAGCUUACUACCCAGUUAUACAGAUCAAGCAUUUGAUUUGGCUGUAAAGAUGGGUACCUCCCAUGCCACAAUAUUUACCAUAAAGGAUAAAGAAAAGAAAAUUUUCAGAGCCAUUACUUUACACAUAAAGAGUUGCAUCAAGUGAAGGUUGGCACUUGGCAGAAGCAGUUAGUCCAGAAUUCAGAGGAAUCAAGACUGUAAAGUAGCAACCAUGAGAUUUGCUUGUUUUCACUGUGAACUGGCUAAUUGCCUCAAAUCUUCUAUCUAAUUCCGUUUUUCCUGUCGACUUUAUUCUUGUACAAGAAUGCUACCUUUUUUUAAUUGUAUUGCUUUUAUUGUAAUAUUUUACUUUGAGGUGAUCAUUGGUAUUACAGAGGUUAUCAAAGAUCUUUUAAUUCGUUGAA